AUGAUAAAUGUUUCAUCUACUUUUAGAAGUCCGAAAAAGAAUAAAUAAGACUUUAAUGAAUUGUUAACAAUCAUUUAAGUAUUUAAAAAAAACUAGAAAAUCUAUUUAUCAUAAAAUCCUAAAUUGAUUUCAAAUAUUUAAUAUGAUGAACCCUCGUAACUUGUCUCAAUUAAUGAAACUUUACCCAAUAAAAGCAAGAACAAGAAGAGUCGAUCAACUGAAUAGAUCAAUUUAAAAUCAAUAUUAGAAACAUGGUAAGCUAAAUAAAUAUAUAUCAAAGAUAAUAUUGUCUCAUAAAAUAUUUCAAGAAAUAUUAUUAAUGAUCCUAGUAAUUUGUAAUCUUUAAAAUAUUACUAUGGCAAAAAACAACUUUUAGCAAUUACUAAAUCAUAAUUAAACUAAUAAUUUAAUUCUUAAAGAACUAAUAGUGUCUCUAAGAAUAAUUAAACUUAAAUCAAAUUGCCACCACUCAAAUCUAUGAAUAAAUUACUUGUAACUGAAUCCGAUAAUAAACCUAAAAGUACUCUAGGUUCCAUAACAAAAAAAAUGUUUUCUUCUGAUAAAACCCUAUCACAAGAUGUUUAUAUGCCAACUUAAAUAAGUAUAUUAUUAUUUCUAUCUAUUUAGGGGUUCCUCCAAUAAUUCUGCCAAAAAUUGUUUUGAAUAAAACUUCAGAAUGA
Molecule: messenger RNA, 680 nt
Organism: Paramecium sonneborni
Lineage: Eukaryota; Ciliophora; Oligohymenophorea; Peniculida; Parameciidae
Source: the annotation of a GenBank genome assembly